This is a messenger RNA of Cyphomyrmex costatus, 498 nucleotides long. RefSeq lists its product as uncharacterized. Bases 1 to 498 code for a protein of 165 amino acids. The record is from RefSeq and is a predicted model, not a curated record. The transcript has a single exon. NCBI's taxonomy places the organism in Eukaryota, Metazoa, Arthropoda, Insecta, Hymenoptera, Formicidae.
AUGACGGAUAGUCGCUGGACGUUUAAACGUCAUUUUGAAGUGACAGGCGACAAACUUAGAAAUACAGCUGCCAAGCUUUCAAGAAUUCUCCCAAAUAUCGGGAGACCGAAUAAUAUGGUUCGACGUCUGCACGCAUCGGUUGUGGACUCCAUCGCUUUAUACGCAGCUCCGAUCUGGACGGACAAGGUUAUGCGAAGUAGGAAGAUUCAAGGUAGCCUUAACCAAGUUCAAAGGAAAAUCGCAUGCAGGACCAUCCGAGGAUAUCGCACAAUUGGUCACUCCACGGCAUCGAUGCUCGCGGGAAUGACCCCCCUCCACCUCAAAGGGGAUAUGUAUACGGAAGUAUACGAAGAGCUGAAGGACGCUAGAGCUGGUGGAGUGAGAGAUCUACCUCCGCAGGCAAUAACCUUGAUUCGAAAUAACGCAAGGAACAGGAUGUUCCUCAAAUGGGAGGAAUGGACGCGAAACUACGGAUGGGUGGCGAAGUGGGGCUGGUGA